This is a messenger RNA of Panonychus citri (citrus red mite), 1038 nucleotides long. RefSeq names its product trafficking protein particle complex subunit 3-like (gene Bet3). The record is from RefSeq and is a predicted model, not a curated record. NCBI's taxonomy places the organism in Eukaryota, Metazoa, Arthropoda, Arachnida, Trombidiformes, Tetranychidae. Bases 181 to 717 code for a protein of 178 amino acids. The transcript is spliced from 4 exons. Gene Ontology annotation, biological process: intra-Golgi vesicle-mediated transport; endoplasmic reticulum to Golgi vesicle-mediated transport. Gene Ontology annotation, cellular component: cis-Golgi network membrane; TRAPP complex; cytosol.
CAGUGUCGCCAUCUGUUGGUUGGAAAAAGUAAUUUUCUAAACCGGUGUUUACAUUUUGGUCUUUGGUGUUUUUUUGUCUUCUCUUGAAUUUUAUUAGUUCAAUUGUGAUCAAUUUUUGAUUAAAUUUCUGUUUAAUUUUGAUUGUUUUUGAUUUCCCACUCAACAUUGAUUGUAGAUCUAAUGGCCAAACCAGUGAAAAAUGUUGAUUCGAAGAAAAUUAGUUCAGACCUAUUUAGCUUAACAUAUGGUUCUUUAGUGUUCCAAUUAAUCAAAGAUUAUGAGAAUCCGGAAGAUGUCAACAAACAAUUGGAAAGGAUUGGUUAUAAUAUUGGCCUUCGUUUGAUAGAAGAUUUUCUAGCCAAAACAAAUACCCCUCGAUGCUUUGAUUUCAAAGAUGUUGCCGAUAAAAUUCAAUCUGCUUUCCGAAUGUAUCUUGGAAUUACUCCUUCAAUUACCAAUUGGAGCCAAGGAAAUGAUGAAUUCUCUCUGACAUUAGAAGCUAAUCCAUUGGCUGAGUUUAUCGAAUUACCCGAUCACCUUAUUAACCUGAGAUACUCCAACAUACUACCUGGUAUUAUUCGUGGCGCUCUAGAGAUGGUUCAGAUUGAAGCUAAAGCUUGGUUCUUGCAGGAUUAUCUUAAAGGAGAUGCUACAACUGAAUUAAGGAUCAAAUUUAUCAAAAAAUUGGAGGAUGUGAUGCCUCAAGGAGAAGAUUAAUUGUAAUAAUCAACAUCAAUUUAAUUGUUCUGUUCGGAUUCUCGUUCUUUUUACAAAAUUCUAAGCACUCACAUCAUGAUCGAAUCACUACUCUUUAAAUUAUCAAUGAUUCCAUGAGUGAUCAAAUUGUAUUCCUCUUAUUACACAAUUACUACCCAAUUAAUUAGUGAUUUAUCUUUGGUCUUUUUUAUAUUAUUAUUACUAUUGUUUUAUUAGUACCCAUUCCAAACUUAAUCUUGUUUUCUUUUUGUAUUAAUUGUCUCUCAAUCAAUGAAAAAAAUUCAUGUAAUUUAAAAUAAAUAGAAAAUCAAAUUAACUUAA